This is a messenger RNA of Knipowitschia caucasica, 1122 nucleotides long. NCBI's taxonomy places the organism in Eukaryota, Metazoa, Chordata, Actinopteri, Gobiiformes, Gobiidae. The record is from the annotation of a GenBank genome assembly.
AUGACGUUUCGGAGGCUGAAGAAAGUCAACUCAAACAGCGGGGGAAAUUCGCAAGAAAACGACAUUUAUUUCCCAUCUUCAAAGUCCGAUAGUUGCAGGACUUCGCUGGACCUCCAAGCCAAACCUACGGACGUGUACAACUACAAAACGUUGGCGUAUUCAGGCGGGACACUACCCAGGAACUUCAAAAAGAGCGGAGGGCUGCAGAAGUGGACGCCCCUCACGCAGACCCCAGAACCACAAAGAAAAGUGGUGGACUUGGAGAAGAGCGAUGAGGAGACGUUUGGUUUUGAGAUCCAGACGUACGGGCUGCAUCGCCAGGACCAAAACACGGUGGAAAUGUGUACGUUUGUCUGUAAAGUGCACGGGGACUCCCCUGCACAGCGCUCCGGACUCAAAGUCGGCGACACCAUCUCCAGUGUGAACAAUGCUACAGUGGAAGGAUUUCGACAUAAGGAGAUCGUGCAGCUCAUCAAGGCUUGUGGCAACACACUCAGGCUGGAGACGGUUUACAGCGACUCCAUCCGCAAAGCAGAACUGGAGGCCAGACUGCAGUAUCUAAAGCAAACCCUUCAUGAGAAAUGGGACGAGUAUCGGUCGCUGAUGGUCCAGGAGCAGAGGCUGGUCCACGGCAUAGUGAUGAGCGACGCCGCCAUAUACGAGUCCCUGGAGCAGGCCGGGAUCUACGGCAGCAUGGGCACCCCCAGCCCCAUCACCGCCCUGAGGGGCAACUGCGGCACGGGCAGCACCAGCAGCAGCGCCAGCCACCUCAGCACCGCCACGGACGACGACCCGCUCUACCAGACCUGCCUGUACCCCCCCGGCGGCACCAGCGACUCGGACCACAGCAGCCAGAACGCCAAGCACAAACCGCUGCGCAACAUCCAGAGGCGGCUGCGUCCGGCCAGCGAACUGUUCACCACGGCCAAAACACACCUCACCCGCAGCGCCAGCACCCGGAGCUACACCAGGCCUCAGUCGGAAACCAUUACCCCAGCGGAGAAGCAAGGAGGGUUCAGCUCUCUGCAGAGGAAGAAUAAACCAAAGAGCUUUCGAAGGCGCCUCCUCAAGUUCAUUCCGGGUUUGAAUUUGCCGCUGGAAGAGGAGGAGAGCAAAUUAUAA